Messenger RNA from Prorocentrum cordatum, 786 nucleotides. Lineage: Eukaryota; Dinophyceae; Prorocentrales; Prorocentraceae. The record is from the annotation of a GenBank genome assembly.
GCUCCGUCCGCGUUCUGUCCGCGGCUGCGUGUGGUUUUGGAGUCGUGGGCCCUCGGGGGAGGGCAACACGGAGGAGUGAGCCAAUCAUCCCCACAGGUGCGGGGGAUCGGCGGAUUUGAUUGUGUGCGAGAGUCUGAUGCCCUCGGCCAAUUUCGAGGCACAGGCCUGCCAGGAGGCCAUAGCCACUGAGCGUCGUCGCUGCGCGCGGCUCUUCGCCCUCAUGGGUGUCUCUCGCGAGGCUGCCGACCUGCGAGCAGAGGUGUUCGAGACGCUUGCCGAUCAGUGGGAGGGUCGGCGGCAAGAGUGCAGGCGGAGACGCGAGGUCACCAACUUCGUCCGCGUCCUGACUGCUGCGGCGGUUUACGCUGCCAGCGGCGGAAGCAUUCUGGCACCCGUGCUGGCCAACGUGGCAGUGAACGACGGCGUGCUCGGCAUUUUCACCGGCAAGUCGUGGCCGAAGUAGACUCCCCGGGCGCCUGCCGGGGCGAGACCAGCGCCGCUAUGCCCACGCAGGCCGGGGAGCUACUGGCGUGGAGCGGAGCAUGUGAGCGGUCUCCUUCUCAUGAUCCCACCGUGCCCAGACAUCCCAUCGCACGUCUGUGUGCCCCUGCCUGCGCCGGGCCUGCGUCGCCCGCCCGACUGGGCGAGCGCGCCCCUGUGUCUGAGGCGCCGCAGCGCGCCGGCGGAGAGCUGAGCCUCGAGGCCUCCUGACGCCGUGCCGCCUCCUUCCUCGGCUAAACGUUGGCCCCCGAGAGGGCGCGGGCAGGGGGCGCGCCCCCUGAGGAG